UCAUCACAAGCCUAUCCGCUCAUGUGAGUUGUGACAGGCUGACAACAACAUAAUUAAUUAAACUUUUACUACAAAGUUAGCUCCCUUGACCAUUGACUGGAUCUCGUCGCGAUUUUUUCCCAUAUUACAUUACACCUGUCCUAACCCCUCCCAACCAACGUGCGUACACCACAUACCCUAUAUAGUAAUCGUAAUGCUCCGGGUUUAUAAUGCACAUCUUUCUUAACAGUUAUCACUAUAGUACUUUUUGAGAUUAACAACAAUAAUCUCUCUUCAGAUCCGCCAUUUCAUCUCUCUAAGAAAUCUUUAUUGUACUUCUCCCUCUCUCCUAUAUAUAGACUCCUUAUUGUAAUUAUAACAACAACAAUUCUAAUAAUGGCGGAGAAUAACAAGUAUUUCUCAGGUGACCGGCGGCAGCCGGGUCGUUUGCAGAAGAAAGCGCCGGCAUCGAUUCAGAUUAAUCGCGCCAAGGACUGGAAUGUGGCCAUACCGCUUCUAUCGCCGUUGGUUACCUCGCCGGCUUCGAACGAUUUGACGGCCGCAGCAGAUAAAUUGUGUUCGAAUUCGAACAGGGAGAAGAAGGGCGAGGCUAGAGAAGCGGAGAAGGCUCCGACGACGGCCUUCAAGGAGUGGCAGCAUCCGGCAGCUCCGUUUUCUUUCGAGCCGGCUCCCUUUGUGAAGUUUGUUUCUACUGGAAACGCCGAUAGAUGAUCUUAGAUCUGAGCGCCGCCGCCGCCCAAUUCUAGUAUUUUUCUCUCUGUUUUUAGGUUUCUUUUCUUAUUUUUGUGUGCCUGGCGGAAGUACAUAUUUAGCCCUAUAAUGAAUGCCUUCGUUUCCAUAUUUUAGCCAUCUUGAAAGGAAUUUAACACUAUGAAAAAACAGUUAAUUUUUGAGCAA
Cuscuta europaea is the source of this 897-nucleotide messenger RNA. NCBI's taxonomy places the organism in Eukaryota, Viridiplantae, Streptophyta, Magnoliopsida, Solanales, Convolvulaceae. The record is from the annotation of a GenBank genome assembly.